AAUAUUGGCACGUUGCCCUCGCCUGUUUUUAAACAUGUUGCCUGUUUGCGUUUAGAAAUUGAACUUUUCUCUACUAAACUAUUCCUAGGCUGCUGAAUGUCAUCAAAAGGCUCGGAGAACCCGGAAAAUUAUCUCUGGUGCCCAGCCACAUUGGACGUUCUGAAAGAUAAGACCGGAGACGCCACCUCUUAUACAGCGGUCAAAUCAGUACGCCUGGACCCGCGACCACUCGAGUCCGAGAAAUCAAUGACGGAUUACCAUGCUCGAGUAUCCGCGCUCCCCCUGGAUCGUAUCAAGAACAGGGUGGAGAUGAAAGGACAGGACCUGAAACUCAUGAAAAAAAGAGGGCGUGGAAUUGCAAAAGGCGGAGGAACAAAAUACCUCUCUCGAAUUGCUACAAGCUGCAUACGAGAAGCUCGCGGCAAAUGUCGAGGGUCACGAUGCCACCAUGGCCAAAGCGGCGAAGACUGUCUGGCAUCUGGAGUAUGUCAAGUACAGCGAGGGUGUCAGAUUUUCAGUCUCUGCCGCCAACCUCCUAGUAGAGGUGGCCAAGAAAUUGAAGACGGAGCUGUCCACGUCCAAAGGGGGGAAGAAGAAGGCAGCGGCGGGGCGGUCUCACGACGGUCACUCCUCAGAUCGAUGGGCCGAGUAUGUAAAGACGCUGAAGUCCAACGAUUUACAGAGAGCUGGAUUGAAACACCAGUGUCUCGACGUCCUGAAGAGCCUGGACAAGCAGCAAAUAGAGGCGCGAAACGAGGCAGCCCACGAGACCGGGAAGGAAUUUGCCGUGCUCUUUGCCUUUGAGCAAGGAAAGGCACAAGAAAAGGCCGAGAAGGCCCAAGACGCCGGCACUAAAGAAGCAAGGAAAGCGGGCAUUGCAGAGGCCGAAGCUAGAAAAGCCGAACUGCGCUCGCUCGCCGAGAUGUUUGAAUGGCUAUACGCCAGAAACGUUGAAGAUGUCGCUCGUGAAGAGCGGGCGAAGUAUUCUUAGAAAAGAAUGGUCGUCAAGUAUAAUGGGAAAACAAGUAUAUUUGGCUAGCAGUCAACAAGUUUAAAUGUCCGUAGCCUGGGUGUUUAACAUGCUCGGGGAUCGGAUGGAAGGUUAGCCUGAUCGAUUAUCUGAGAAAU
Xylona heveae TC161 is the source of this 1128-nucleotide messenger RNA. RefSeq lists its product as hypothetical. The transcript is spliced from 3 exons. The coding region runs from base 97 to 804 and encodes 235 amino acids. The record is from RefSeq and is a predicted model, not a curated record. Lineage: Eukaryota; Fungi; Ascomycota; Xylonomycetes; Xylonales; Xylonaceae.